This is a messenger RNA of Zasmidium cellare ATCC 36951, 885 nucleotides long. RefSeq lists its product as uncharacterized. NCBI's taxonomy places the organism in Eukaryota, Fungi, Ascomycota, Dothideomycetes, Mycosphaerellales, Mycosphaerellaceae. The record is from RefSeq and is a predicted model, not a curated record. Bases 1 to 885 code for a protein of 294 amino acids. The transcript is spliced from 3 exons.
AUGUCUACCUGGGCUACGAUGAAAGAAGGUCACAAGUUCUUGUUCACGAGGAUCGAGCUGCUGGCUUUCCGGCGCCCAGCCGUCACGUUGUUCCCCUUGCUCGAUGACCUCGCAGCUAACUAUCUGGUUCUUCAGAAGCACUCUGCCUUUGUUGCUGGUGGUCGGUCUCGCUUCGUUACAAUCUUGGCCAGCUCUGGUGGUCCUGGAACCUCUUGGAUGAUCACCGCUUCUGGGCACUUUGUCACAGCUCUCCAAUCCAUCAGCUCUUCGCGCAGCUUAGCAACUACUCAAACCGAUCGUCCUUCGUGCGUUCCAGAUCGCAGUCGCUGGCGUGAGGUGUGGGGCUUCGAAGAGGGCGGUGGAGGCGGUAUGUCUCGUGCGCCGUCGGUCGUGGCCGUGAAAGAGCCAUGCUGGGGGAAGGGUGUUGCUCAACUGGUAGAGUUGUGUCGCGUGAGGGAGCCGGGCCCGAAUUUGCCUAAACGCCGCUUAUCUCCACGCUGGCGGCUUCGAGGACAACCACCCCACCCACCUAUGCUCACCUUUGCCAAAACAGCACAUUCUGACACAUCCCUCCAUGCUUUGAUACAUGACGCGCCAACACCAUCAAUGCAACCGAAGCCAGCUGCUCACAAAGCUCGAAGCGCUUCAGACGGCAGCGUCAACAUGUCCCAAGCUGCUUCAUCUCCGCCAAAAUCCCCCUACGAUCCGGGUCCAGAUACCCACCGCCAACGUCGAUCGAGUCAGACGCCGCGCGAAACGCACAGAAACCGAGCACAACCACGCGAGUCCAAACAAAGAGUCCAUCUCCGAGCAUCCUCGAAUGUUGCCAUUGGAGAAGGGUGGGGCCAGGAGAGGACAAAGCAGAAAAGCAUCGCUGAAAUGUAG